Molecule: messenger RNA, 2132 nt
Organism: Daucus carota subsp. sativus
Lineage: Eukaryota; Viridiplantae; Streptophyta; Magnoliopsida; Apiales; Apiaceae
Product: pentatricopeptide repeat-containing protein At3g60050
Exons: 1
Coding region: 294-1778 (494 amino acids)
Molecular function (GO): protein binding
Source: RefSeq, a predicted model, not a curated record
UUCAAGGUUAGUCAUCAUUUCAUUUCACUAGCUACACUAAACCCUCAUUUUUAUUCUCUUAAACCCUAAUAAUUUGCAUUUUUAUCGCUAGAUUUCUUUGCAAUUGCAAUGUUAUGUGAACCCGAGAACUGGGUUUUGUUUAUUAUUGGAUUCUUGUAAAUGGGUUUUUCUCAGUUAAUUAAUUUAGUGGAGGCUUACUUGGAAUCAGUUUGUCUAAGGUGUUAACUUGUGUGUUGGAAGUUAAUGAAUUGGAAAUUUAAUGGGUUUGUUUCAGUUCUUGGUUGACUAUUGCUAUGUACUGUGUAACUCUUUUUGUUAGAAGGGUUAUGCAAAGUUCUAGUCUUUGUCGAUUUUCACGUUCUUUGUGCAACCGGAGUGGUGAUGGAGGGGGUAAUGGGUUUGGAAGUAGUGAGGAGUAUUUGGAUGUGAAUUUUGAUUGUUCAGAAUUUAUUCCUGGUUUGGAUGAAGAAACAGAUAGUCGGGGAUCGUUAGGUAGUGCAGGAACUAGUUGCAGCUAUGGAGAUUAUUCUCAAACAAAUUUUUCGAUGAGGAGGGGUUUUACUGAGAUGGCGAGAAGUGAUGCUGAUAGGGCCUUAAGUAUUCUUAGUCAAGAUGGUCCUGGUUUUGAUGCAAAAGGGGCUUUAGAUGAUAUGGAGGUAACGGUUUCGGGGCUCUUUGUGCGAUAUGUUCUUUUAGGGAUAUUGACGAAUAUUAACUAUGCUAAUAAAACCCGGUUUGCGAAAAUGGGUUAUAAGUUCUUUACUUGGUCUGGUAUCCAAGAAAACUAUGCACAUACAGUGAAUGCGUAUCAUCUGAUGAUGAAGAUUUUUGCAGAUUCUGAGGAAUAUAAAGCAAUGUGGAGAUUAGUGGAUGAAAUGAUUGAGAAAGGAUUACCGACUACUGCACGCACAUUUAACAUAGUAAUAUGUACCUGUGGUCAAGCAGGUUUAGCUAGAAAAACUGUAGAAAGAUUUAUUAAGUUAAAGACAUUUACGUAUAGGCCAUUUAAGCAUUCCUUUAAUGCAAUUUUGUACUCCCUUCUUACAGUGAAGCAGUACAAAUUGAUUGAGUGGGUGUACCAGCAGAUGUUGAUUGAAGGUCAUGAUCCUGAUACAAUGACUUACAAUGUUCUAAUGUUUGCGAAAUAUAGGCUCGGGAAGCUUGAUCAGUUCCACAGACUACUAGAUGAAAUGGGUAGGAAUGGAUAUUCUCCAGAUUCUCAUACAUUUAACAUCCUUCUUCAUGUUCUUGGAAAAGGUGACAAACCCCUAGCAGCACUUAAUCUAUUGAACCAUAUGAAGGAAGUAGGCAUUGAGGCAAGUGUUCUUCACUUCACCACAUUAAUAGAUGGACUGAGUAGAGCUGGAAAUUUGGAUGCGUGCAAAUAUUUUUUUGCUGAGAUGACUAAAUAUGGAUGUUCGCCAGAUGUGGUUUGUUACACUGUUAUUAUUACAGGGUUUAUUGUUGCAGGGGAGCUGGAGACAGCUCAGGAUUAUUUUACUGAGAUGAUUGUUAAAGGCCAGGUCCCAAAUGUCUUUACCUACAAUUCAAUGAUCCGUGGGCUUUGCAUGGCUGGGAAGUUUAAGGAAGCCCGUUUGAUGCUUGAAGAUAUGGAAUCCAGAGGGUGUGUUCCAAAUUUUACUGUGUAUAAUACCCUCAUAAGUUACCUGCGCAAUGCCGGAAAGAUGUUUGAAGCUAAUGAAGUUAUAAGAGUGAUGGUGGAAAAGGGGAGGUAUAUUGAUCUCAUAUCAAGGUUCAAGCGUUAUAGAAGAUGCUAAUGUGGCUAACUAUGCGGGAUUUUAGUGUAAAUUUGUAAGAGUUCUUACAGUUUUAGAUAUACCUGCCGCUUCUUUUUGUUCUGUGUAAGUUUAGUCAUGUAAUUGCUCACAAUCUUUCUUCCAUUUUCUCAGUUUCCUAUUUGUUAGCUUGCAUCCUUACCCCAUUUAUUUGCCUACAGGAAUACCUGGAAAAAGAAGCUUUUUUUGUAGAUCACUUUUGAAUUUCUUAAUAUACUUAGUUUUUGGUUGCCAUUGAUACCCUUUCUAUCUCUAUACCCAAAAAUCUCUGUGGUUAGUACAUUGUAAGGCCUAUAUUUUUGCACUUCACACUUAAUCAGCACAUUUUUUCUCUGA